Molecule: messenger RNA, 1845 nt
Organism: Aspergillus nidulans FGSC A4
Lineage: Eukaryota; Fungi; Ascomycota; Eurotiomycetes; Eurotiales; Aspergillaceae
Product: protein kinase domain-containing protein
Exons: 2
Coding region: 1-1845 (614 amino acids)
Molecular function (GO): ATP binding; protein kinase activity
Source: RefSeq, a predicted model, not a curated record
AUGUCCGCGUUGACUUCUGUCUGGUGGCCUGAGGAUCGCAUCAAGGCGACUAUCUGUCCAGAUUUUAUAUUCAAGAACCUCCCGCAAGGCACAUUGCCUCGCCUCGUUGCUCCGCUGCCAUGGGGUGAGGGUUUGACAAGCGAGACUUACCUUGAUUGGAUUCUCGCCAAAGCUGGAAGGCUAUUCCUAAUUCUUCUUGACAUCGGCAUACCUGGCCGCAUCUUCCACUUGGUGGAUGAAUCAUUCGACGAUAAUGACCUCCCCAUUGCCGCCCAUAGCGUCGACCGCUUGCAGCUGUCUCAGGAUCCAGAUCCGGAGCUGGAUUCCAAGUUCUUCCUCGCUCAAUGGCGUUUUCUCGUCCGAGGUAUCGGUGAAGGCGAGCAUAUCAAGUACACAGAGAAUGAAGGCGUUCCAGUUGAGGUUCUGCAGACGGGAACCAAUCUGGCAAAGGAAGGUGUUGAUAGGGUCGUCUUGGCUGGCGCGGUCUGCAGGGUUUACCUGCGAACCCAGGUGACUGUUGGCGGCGCGCCGCACUUUUUCGAAGAGGACGAAGUCCUUGAGGAGAUUCGAUCGAUGAGAAGGUUGGCUCACGAUCAUGUCUACUCUGUCUACGCAUCAUACUUUGCCGAUAACACAGUUUGCAUCCUUUUCUCGGGAGUAUAUGAGAGAAACCUUAUGUCCUUUCUGACAGACACCCCUCAGUCUUUCAAGAAGCUUGCGAAGGAGCGGCGGCGAGAAAUUCUAGUUAACUGGCCGCACUGUCUUGCGCACGGGCUAUCCUGGCUGCAUGCUCAUGGCCAAGUCCACGGCCUGAUUCGCCCAUCGAAUAUCCUCAUUGAUUCCGACUUCAAAGUCUUCAUUGGCCAGUUCGAAGCCUUAGAUACCUUACUUCCCCCAGUCAAAGUGGAUGACGUUGAAGCUUAUCAGUAUGGACCACCAGAGAGAUGGGUGCGGUCUAUAAGCGUUCAAAGCAGCGGGCCUACAGGCAGCACACUCCCUUCAGGAGGACGGACCGGUCGAAAAACUGGAGAACGCCCGAAACUGACUCUCAGCCGUCUGAAGGGCUUACAUAUCUCGGACCCUGAGGCUUUGAGCCCCCCUGCUGAGUCCGUUGCCUCUCAUGGCACCGUUAUUCGCGUUGGCGGCCAAGAAUCAUCCCGAUACUCGAUUGGAUUUUCCUCCUCUUCCGGGUCUAGCAACGGAAGCUCUAGUCGCAAGCGCGGCAUUUCGAUGAAACGUCCCAUACUCUAUACCCCGUCCAUCACGUCUUCCAACGGCUCAGGAUCCUCAGAGGAGCAAGGGACGAUCCUCUACAACUCUGUCGGGCUACCCACUGCACAUACCGGCGGUGGAGCACUGGUCCAAGUAUGGCAAUCUCGACAGACCGACCCAGAAGCAUCCGACAUAUUCUCACUCGGCGCCGUAGUUUUGGAUAUUUUUACUUACCUUUGCAAACGGAAAAUAUCCGCUUUUGCCAGCCAUCGAGGUGCAAAAAACCGAACGGCUGGUCGAGGUGGCGGUGUUGCAGAUUGUUCUUUCCAUCUGGACCGGAACAUUGGCCAAGUGAGCUCAUGGAUAACUCUUCUCGACAGCGACGCGAAGAAGCGCAAAGACCCCGUCUUCCAGGCCAUCCGGCCGAUGCUCGCAAUGUCGCGAGACAUGGAUAGCAUCGGCAUCACCAUCACCGUUACGAUCACGAUCGCGAUCUCGAUCACGCUCACGCUCUCGCUCUCCCAGGAAGCCAAAGAAAACCCCAAGCCCCCGACAAGCCAACUUCCAAGACGAAAACGGCCUAUUGAGCCCGACCCUUUCCUCUCAUCCGAGGACUUAUCUGAGCUCUUCUGA